Messenger RNA from Solanum pennellii, 3007 nucleotides. Its product is annotated as protein FAR1-RELATED SEQUENCE 6-like. NCBI's taxonomy places the organism in Eukaryota, Viridiplantae, Streptophyta, Magnoliopsida, Solanales, Solanaceae. The record is from RefSeq and is a predicted model, not a curated record. Bases 1566 to 2228 code for a protein of 220 amino acids. The transcript has 3 exons. Gene Ontology annotation, biological process: regulation of DNA-templated transcription.
CUUUCUUUUUUCCUGCUAAUUGUAUGUAGUACUUUAUUUCCUUGAAAUUUUUAGCUAAAGUUUGAUUAUAUGUUUUUGUUGCGUUUAAAACACUUAGUUAUCAAUUGCUGAAAUUUCGAACUGUUCAUAAAAAUGGAGGUUGUCUGAAGUUAGGGUGACUUUACCUUUCCAGUUGACGAUGAUUCAUUUUUGUGUUUAUUCGAUUGAUCUGUGUAGAAUAUCACCUGAUCUCAUACUACUUCUGUUAUUAUUAAAGGGCAUAAUUAUAUAAGAUAGGUUUUUAAUACUUCAUCAAUUACCAAACUCGAUCAUUAUUGAGUUAUGGAAACCAAACUUGGGUUAUGUCUCCUUAUGAUCUUUGCAAAUUUUUUUUGUUGAUGUAUGAUACUUACUAAAAAGGGAUUCUUCUAAGUGAAGUGUUGUUGAGUGUAUCUUUUAUUUUGGAGGGUGGAAACGGAGGAGGCGAGUGUUGAUUGGGUGAUGGCGGAAGGGAGGGGGCAUGUUGACUAUCGAUGUGAUUAAGGGAACCCAUCAAUCAGCUGUUAAUUUACAUAAAAUGUGAAGUGUAUGGUCUUUCUUUGUCAUAUGAAAAACGAGAGAUAGAAAAAGAGAUGAGGUGUUAGUGAGGGAUCAUGCUGAGGCAGAUCCCAGAACACUGACUGAUCUCUUUGGAAGAUUUUUCAGGCUUCUAUGGCAGAAGGUUCUAUGUCAUGUUUGUUUCGGUGUUAACUGCUGCUAUUUUAGUGUUACUUUUGGAAGAUCUGGAUGAACAAAUUGGUUAAGAUGGUAGCGGAUCUCUUUUAAGUUUCAAAAUGACAAGUCUAAUGUCAAAAUCAAUGAGAAUCUCGCGGCUUUUCUAUCUUACACUACGGCAUAGUUGAUGAAGAAUCUGAGACUGAUGGAGGCAGUUUGUCUUACAGUAUCCCAGUGUUUGAUGACUGUGAAGAAUAUGAGGAUGGAGAAGACUGGUCUGUGGUGGAACAUGAUAAUGAAAUUCAUGAAAAUGAUUCAAAGAAAGAGUCCCCACAACCCACAGUCGGUCUGGAAUUUGGGUCUUUCGAUGAAGCAUAUGAUUUUUAUAACAUGUAUGGAAAGGAACAAGGAUUUGGUAUCAGAGUGAGCAACUCCUGGUUUAGAUCCAAAAGGAAAGAAAGGUAUAGAGCAAAACUUAGCUGCAGUAACGCAGGUUUCAAGAAGAAAAGUGGAGCAAAUCACCCUAGGCCAGAAACAAGAACUGGUUGUCCUGCAAUGCUAGUAAUUAAGCUUGUGGACUCAAAAAGAUGGAGAAUUGUUGAAGUUUGUGCUUCAGCAUAAUCAUACAGUAAGCCCAGAGAUCAGACGGUUCUAUAAGUCUCACAAAUAGAUGAUUCUUGCUUCUAAAAAACAGCAGGAAUUGACACCUGUUACAGAAGGACAUACAAUUAAGUUACCACACAUCUAUUGAUGCUGCUUAUAAUGGAUCCCAAGAAGUCGAGGAAACAGAUAGUGUGCUUCCUGUUGAUACCUCAAAGCAUUUAGAGCUUAAAGAGGGGGAUGCACAUGCCCUGUAUAAUUAUUUUUGUCGUAUGAAGUUGACAAAUCCAAACUUCUUUUAUCUGAUGGAUCUUGAUGAUGAAGGAUGCCUGAGAAAUGUGUUCUGGGCUGAUGCUAGGUCAAGGGCUGCUUUCAACUCCUUUUCUGAUGCAGUUGCAAUUGAUACAACAAGCUUGAGAAACAAAUAUGGAAUUCCUCUAAUUUCUUUUGUCGGAUUAAACAAUCAUGGGCAACCUGUUUUGCUGGGAUGUGGUUUUCUUGGACAUGAUUCAGCAGAGUACUUUAUUUGGAUGUUGAAAUCAUGGCAAACAUGUAUGCUGGGGAGACAUCCACAAGUUAUUCUAACGGAUCAGUCAAAAUCAUUGCAAAUUGCAGUUUCUAAGGUUUUCCCUCGAGCUUGUCAUUGUUAUUGUUUGUCAUACAUCAUACAGCGAGUUCCUGAGAAGUUGGGAGGAUUGAAGGGGUAUGAGUCUAUCAAGAUGCAACUGUAUAAAGCAGUUUAUAAUUCUUUGAAGAUCACCGAAUUUGAAAGUUCUUGGUCUCAGAUGAUAAGUCAGCCUGGACUCAAGGACAAUAAAUGGCUUCAAUCAUUGUAUGAAGAUCGUGAAAAAUGGGUACCAGUCUACUUAAAAAGAUAUUUCCUUCAUAGGAAUCAUGCCAAUAAAGGAAAACGAGAGUUUGGAUUCAUUUUUUGAUGGUUAUGUACAUAAACACACUUCAUUCAAAGAAUUUGUUGAUAAGUAUGAUCUAGCCCUGCAAAGGAAAUACCUGAAAGAAGCAAUGGCUGAUAUGGAGUCAAGAAGUUCAAGCUUUGAACUGAAAACAAAAUGCAGAUUUGAGCAGCAACUAUCGCGGAUAUUCACAAAGGAAAUAUUCAAGAAGUUCCAAAAAGAAGUUGAGGAAAUGCAUUCUUGCUUUAACACAAGACAAGUAAACAUUGCUGGGCCAAUAAUGACAUUUAUUGUCAAGGAAAGAGUAGAAUCUGAAGGAGAUCAGGCAGUUUGAGGUUCUCUAUGAGACUACACAAGUAGAAGUACGUUGUAUUUGCAGUUUGUUUAACUUUAAAGGAUACUUAUGCAGACAUGCAUUGAAUGUACUGAAUUACAAUGGUGUAGAAGAUAUUCCAUCACAAUACAUCCUACCGCGUUGGGAUAAAGAUUACAAACGUAAGACUCCAGUAGAUAGUGUUCUUAGUCAUGUUGAUGUGAAUAAUCCUGUGGAAUCAUACAAUCAUCUACAUAAACAUGUCAUGCAAGUUGUUGAAGAAGGGGCUCAAUCUGAGGAGCAUUACAUGGCGGUCCUUCAAGAAUUACAAGCUUUAUUGAACAGGUUUUCCCUUAUAGAUGGCAAUUUGGUUUCACUGUAGUAUUUGACAUGGAGCAAUUCAAUGCAGAAUUAUAGUGCAUCUUUGUACAGAAUAUAUAUCACAUAUCUUGAUAUAAGGAUGGAAUUGUGGUAGUUUGAAAUUGCAUUA